Medicago truncatula (barrel medic) is the source of this 3507-nucleotide messenger RNA. RefSeq names its product bifunctional fucokinase/fucose pyrophosphorylase. NCBI's taxonomy places the organism in Eukaryota, Viridiplantae, Streptophyta, Magnoliopsida, Fabales, Fabaceae. Gene Ontology annotation, molecular function: ATP binding; fucokinase activity. The transcript is spliced from 6 exons. Gene Ontology annotation, biological process: GDP-L-fucose salvage. The record is from RefSeq and is a predicted model, not a curated record. The coding region runs from base 122 to 3271 and encodes 1049 amino acids.
CCGCUAUGUAUGGUAGUUAUUUUGUCGGUCGGAAAAAUUGUUUCAUGCAUCUUCCUCCUUGUCUUUUCUUACCAAGUAAUUAGAUUUUUAGUUAGUCAGUGUUGUCGGAGAAGAGAAGAAAAUGGAGAGAAGAAGAAGAAGAAAGGAAGAUUUAUCAUCCUUAAUGCGAAAAUCAUGGUACCAUCUAAGAUUGUCUGUACGCCACCCAUCUAGGGUUCCAACAUGGGAUGCUAUCAUUCUCACUGCCUCAAGCCCAGAACAAGCCCAUCUCUACACUUCCCAACUCAAUCGGGCCAAACGCAUGGGCCGGAUCUCCCCAUCAACACUCACUCUCGCUGUCCCUGAUCCUCUCGGCCGCCGUAUUGGCUCCGGUGCCGCCACUCUCAAUGCUCUCCACUCCCUUUCUCUUCAUUAUGGUACCUCUGCUUCCAAUGUGCUUGCUUGUAAACAUGUUCUAUUGCUUCAUGCUGGUGGUGAUUCUAAAAGAGUUCCUUGGGCUAAUCCUAUGGGGAAAGUUUUUCUUCCUCUCCCUUUCUUGGCUGAUGAUGAACCUGAUGGUCCUGUUCCUCUUCUUUUUGAUCAUAUUCUUGCUAUUGCUUCUUGUGCUAGACAAGCUUUUCGAGAUCAAGGUGGAAUGCUGACUAUGACUGGUGAUGUUCUUCCGUGUUUUGAUGCAUCUGUAAUGACUCUUCCUGAGGACACUUCUUGCAUCAUCACUGUUCCAAUCACACUUGAUGUUGCUUCCAAUCAUGGAGUAAUUGUUGCAGCUGAAACUGAAGUGCAUUCAAAUCAAAAUUAUGCACUCAGUUUAGUGGAUAAUCUACUACAGAAACCUACUGUAGACGAGUUGGUUCAAAGCAAGGCAGUUUUAGUUGAUGGUAGGACACUACUUGAUACUGGUAUAAUAGCUGUUAGAGGUAAGGCUUGGUUGGACCUUGUUACACUUGCUUGUUCCUCUCAGGAAAUGAUUUCAGACCUCAUAAGGAGCAGAAAAGAGAUGAGUUUAUAUGAAGAUUUGGUUGCUGCCUGGGUACCUGCAAAGCAUGAGUGGUUGAGAAAGCGCCCUUUGGGUGAAGAACUGGUCAACAGGUUGGGAAACCAGAGGAUGCUAAGCUACUGUGCCUAUGAUUUAUUGUUCUUGCAUUUUGGGACCUCAAAUGAAGUUUUAGAUCACCUUAGUGGUGUUGGUUCAGACUUGGUUGGUAGAAGACACAUAUGUUCUAUUCCCGCAACCACUGCAUCUGACAUUACAGCAUCUGCUAUUAUUCUUUCCAGUAAAAUUGCACCCGGUGUCUCAGUAGGAGAGGAUUCUCUCAUAUAUGAUUCAUCUAUUUCUGGUGGAAUACAUAUUGGCUCAUUAUGUAUAGUUGUUGGAGCCAGCAUAUCUUUAGAUCAUGAUUAUAUAUGCGCGGAAGAUUCAAUGAAGUUCAUGCUUCCAGAUCGCCAUUGUCUUUGGGAGGUUCCCUUGGUUGGAAGCAGCGAGAGAGUCCUAGUAUAUUGUGGCCUUCAUGAUAACCCUAAAAGUUCACUUUCUGGGGAUGGUACAUUUUGUGGGAAACCUUGGAAGAAGAUUUUACAUGAUUUAGGUAUUCAAGAAACUGAUUUAUGGGGUUCCUCAGGCACUGAUGUGAAGUGUUUAUGGAAUUCAAAAAUAUUCCCCAUACUUCCUUAUGCUCAAAUGCUUAAAGUUUCAAUGUGGUUGAUGGGAUUAGUUAAACAAAAAACCGAAGACAUGCUUUCUUUGUGGAGAUCUGCUCAGCGCAUCAGUCUGGAGGAAUUGCAUAGAUCAAUUGAUUUCUCGACAAUGUGUAUAGGUUCUAGUCAUCAUCAAGCUGAUCUAGCAGCAGGAAUUGCUAAAGCUUGUGUUACCUAUGGCAUGCUGGGACGCAAUUUGUCUCAACUAUGUGCAGAAAUUCUUCAAAAAGAAGGUUCAGGAGUUAAAAUAUGCAAGGAUCUCCUAGCUAUGUGUCCAAAAGUUCAGGAGCAGAACACAAACAUACUUCCCAAGAGCCGAGCAUACCAGGUGCAAGUCGAUCUUCUUCGAGCUUGCAAUGAUGAAAAGACAGCAUGUGAGUUGGAGCAUAAAGUUUGGGAUGCUGUGGCUGACGAAACUGCUUCAGCAGUAAGAUAUGGAUUUAAAGAACAUUUGUCAGAGUCUCCCAGUAGCGUCUCCUGUGAUGAACAGAAGAUUAACAGCCAUGAUAAUGGUCGCAUUCAUAAGCCUUUCCAUCUUAGACAGGUAAAAGUAGAAUUACCAGUGCGCGUAGAUUUUGUUGGGGGUUGGAGUGAUACCCCUCCAUGGAGCAUAGAGCGUGCUGGAUGUGUUCUAAAUAUGGCAAUAAGCUUAGAAGGUUCUCUUCCACUUGGCACCAUCAUUGAGACUACUAAAACAACAGGAGUAUUAAUUAGUGAUGACACGCACAACGAGUUAUAUAUCGAGGAUUAUACAUCUAUAUGUGCACCAUUUGAUGGAGACGAUCCAUUUAGGCUGGUGAAAUGUGCAUUACUUGUGACUGGCAUUAUUCACGAUAACAUUCUUGCUGAUAUGGGCAUGCACAUCAAGACAUGGGCCAAUGUUCCACGUGGUAGCGGAUUGGGUACUUCUAGUAUUUUAGCCGCUGCUGUAGUGAAAGGGCUUCUUCAGAUGAUUGACGGGGAUGACAGCACUGAAAAUGUUGCUAGACUUGUUUUGGUGUUGGAACAACUCAUGGGUACAGGUGGUGGGUGGCAGGACCAAAUUGGGGGUUUGUAUCCGGGGAUUAAAUGUACCUCAAGCUUUCCUGGAAUUCCAUUGCGGCUUCAAGUUGUUCCCUUGUUGGCUUCGCCUCAGUUGAUUUCCGAGUUGCAGCAACGACUUCUAGUUGUUUUUACUGGUCAAGUUCGACUUGCAAAGAAGGUCCUGCAGAAGGUGGUAAUUAGAUAUCUUCGUCGGGAUAACCUUCUUGUAUCCAGUAUCAAGCGACUUGUGGAGCUUGCAAAGAUCGGGAGGGAAGCUUUAAUGAACUGCGACAUCGAUGAACUAGGCGAAAUAAUGUUGGAGGCUUGGAGAUUGCAUCAGGAACUUGAUCCUUACUGCAGCAAUGAUUUCGUCGACAAGUUAUUUUCUUUUGCCAGUCCAUACUGUUGUGGUUACAAGCUGGUUGGAGCUGGUGGUGGGGGCUUUGCUCUCUUAAUUGCCAAAGACACACAACGUGCCAAGGAACUCAGACAGAGGCUAGAAGAUGAGAAAGAUUUUGGAGUGAAAAUCUAUGAUUGGCAGAUAUCUUUAUAGUAUGAUAUGAACAGAAUACCAACUUGUUGGAAAAUAGUUGUAUUGGUGACAGUUUAUUUUAUCAUUCUUUAUUUGUAUAUUUUACCCUAUUUUACUAUUAUUAGUUAUGAUAGAAAUAUAUGUAGUAAUUUGUAAUUAUCAUCUACAACACGCAUAUGCAGGACGGAGAUAUGUUCGAGUCUUCCAAUCUCCCAUGUUUUACAUUUUUUCUAUAAAUGAUUAUAGUUGUUGGUGUA